Messenger RNA from Colletotrichum orchidophilum, 1590 nucleotides. Its product is annotated as FAD binding domain-containing protein. The transcript has a single exon. Gene Ontology annotation, cellular component: membrane; cytoplasm. NCBI's taxonomy places the organism in Eukaryota, Fungi, Ascomycota, Sordariomycetes, Glomerellales, Glomerellaceae. The record is from RefSeq and is a predicted model, not a curated record. Gene Ontology annotation, molecular function: Delta24(24-1) sterol reductase activity; FAD binding. The coding region runs from base 1 to 1590 and encodes 529 amino acids. Gene Ontology annotation, biological process: steroid metabolic process.
AUGGAGCGCCACAAGAAGACCGUCUCCAAGAUCGCCGCCGCCGUGCGGUCCUUCUUCGACCGCAAGGAGCCGUACCGCAUCUUCCACGGCUCGACAAACAGCACCCGGCCCUUCCGCCGGGACCGCGUCGUCGACAUCUCGGCCCUCGGCAACGUCCUCGAGGUCAACAAGGCCCGCCGCACCGCCCUUGUCGAGCCCAACGUCCCCAUGGACCGCCUCAUCGAGGGCACCCUCCGCCACGGCCUCAUUCCCCCCGUCGUCAUGGAGUUCCCCGGCAUCACCGCCGGCGGCGGCUACGCUGGUACUGCUGGCGAGUCCUCAAGCUUCAAGCACGGCUUCUUCGACGACACCAUCAACGAGGUUGAGCUUGUGCUCGCCAACGGCGAGGUCGUCCGCGCCAACCGUCAGGAGAGGGCCGACCUCUUCCAUGGUGCCGCCGGCGCCGUCGGCACCCUCGGCGUCACCACCAUGAUUGAGCUGCAGCUCGUCGAGGCGAAGAAGUACGUCAAGACGACGUACCACCGCACGCAUAGCGUCGCCGAGGCCGUCGAGACCGUCCAGGCCGAGACUCUCAACGCCGAGAACGACUACGUCGACGGCAUCCUCUUCAGCAAGGACCAUGGCGUCGUCAUCACCGGCAAGCUGACGGACGAGAUCCCCGAGGACCAGAAGCCGCAGACCUUCAGCGGCGCUUGGGACCCCUGGUUCUACCUGCACGUCAAGGACCGCACCCUCACAGCGGGCUCCGCCAACAGCGACGCAGCAACAGCGUCCGCGUCGGCGGGCCCCGCGGUCGACUUUGUUCCGUUGGCCGAGUACCUUUUCCGCUACGACCGCGCCGGCUUCUGGGUCGGCGCCGCCGCAUUCGACUACUUCAAGUAUGUGCCUUUUACGCGCUUCACGCGCUGGUUCCUCGACGAUUUCCUGCACACGCGCAUGCUCUACCGCGCUCUCCAUGGCAGCGGCGAAUCGGCGCGCUUUGUCGUCCAGGACCUCGCCCUGCCGUAUAAGAACGCAGAGCGCUUCGUCGACUACACGGCCGACAACUUUAACAUUUGGCCGCUGUGGCUCUGCCCCCUGAAGCAGACCGCCCCGCCGACAUUCCAUCCGCACACGGGCGAGGUCGAGACCCUACCCGCCGCCGCCGCCGCAGCAGCCACUGGAGCCGAGGGCAGUAGCGCCAUAACAGCGCCAAAGCCGAUGCUCAACAUCGGCCUUUGGGGCUGGGGCCCCUCGGACCCGGACGAGUUCGUCUCCAAGAAUCGUGCCCUCGAGCACAAGCUCCGCGAGCUCGGCGGCAUGAAGUGGCUGUAUGCGCACACGUACUACACCGAGGACGAGUUCUGGCAGGCCUACGACAAGAAUUGGUACGACGGCCUGCGGCAAAAAUACGGCGCCACGACGCUGCCGACCGUCUACAACAAGGUCAAGGUCGACGUCGAGGCCCGCAGGGAGGAGCUCAAGAGCUGGCGCAACGUCGUCAAGUCGAAGCCACCCAUCGGCGGCCUGUACGGUAUCUAUAAGGCCAUACAGAGCAAGGACUACCAUCUGCACCGUCGGGCCGAGUGGAAAUGGAAGGGUGAUAAAUGA